This is a messenger RNA of Didymosphaeria variabile, 801 nucleotides long. RefSeq lists its product as uncharacterized. NCBI's taxonomy places the organism in Eukaryota, Fungi, Ascomycota, Dothideomycetes, Pleosporales, Didymosphaeriaceae. The transcript is spliced from 2 exons. The record is from RefSeq and is a predicted model, not a curated record. Bases 1 to 801 code for a protein of 266 amino acids.
AUGUCCCUCGACUUUGGUCUGAAAGGAGCCCAUGUGCUCAUCACAGGCGCCGCCGGUGGGAUCGGUCUCGAGACAGUCCGAGUCUUCUGCCAGCUCGGCGCGAGGGUCACAGCUCACUACAACUCUCGCAUCGGAGCACUAUCCGAGAUACCGGAUAUUGUGUCACUACAAGCGGACGUGCGCGAUGAGACUUCGGUUGAGCGCUUGCUUGCUGAAGCUACGGAGAAGAAUGGUGGGCCGGUGAACGUGCUUAUUGUUAAUCAUGGGAUUUGGCCAGCGGAGGCCAAGAGUAUUGCUGAUAUGGACUUGAAGCAGUGGGAGAAUACGUUGGCCGUUGACCUUACGGGACCAUUCCUGUUGUGUCGGGCUUAUUUGCGUGCUUUGAAGGGUGCGAGUGAGGAGGUGAAGAAAGCGGCUAGCAUUGUUUUCAUUGGCUCGACUGCUGGGAGGUAUGGUGAAGCGGGACACGGCGACUACGCAUCUGCCAAGUCUGCUCUCCAAGGGGGCUUUAUGCUAACUCUCAAAAACGAAAUUGUGCAUAUCGCUCCUCAAGGACGUGUGAACAGCGUCAACCCAGGAUGGGUAGUGACGCCACUGGCUGAGGAUACCCUGGAAGAUACGGCUUUCGUUGAGCGGGUUUUGGCGACAACGCCGCUGAGGAAAGUUGGCCGGCCGGAAGACGUUGCCCGGCAGGUUGCGGUUCUGGCGAGUCCGGUGUUGAGUGGGCAUGUUAGUGGGAUGGGGAUUAUGGUUGAGGGUGGGAUGGAGGGGCGGCUGUUGUGGCCGCCGAAGUCAUCGUAA